AUGAGUGGAAAACUAGGAGGAGAAGGCAAAGUUGUACAAAUCGACGAAUCUCUGUUUAGAGGUCGUCGAAAGUACAACCGUAACAGAUUGCUUCUUGAUGAUUUUAUGGAGAGUCUUGAUGAUGCUCGCUGUAAAAAUAAUUAUGGUGAACGUGUUAAUGGACCAUGGGUUUUUAGCAUGGCUGAAGAGGGAUCCAGGAAGGUCAAAAUGUUUGUUGUGGAAAAGAGAGAUCGUGAUUCUCUGCCACCUCUCCUACUUGAACACGUGGAUAAGAAUAGUAUUAUCCACGGUGAUGGUUGUAAAGCUUAUUCCGGACUAAGUACUAUGUUUGACGACCAUAAGGUCGUUAAUUAUUCAGAAAAUUUUGUUGACCCCAAUACUCGUUGCCAUAUUCAAUUAAUUGAGUGUAUUUGGGGUCAAGCAAAAUUGAAGAUAAUAAAGAAUAAGAGGGGAACUACCCUUACAAUGUUACAAAGCCAUUUGAGCUUUUUCUGUUUCUAUUAUCAUUUUAAUGAAGAAUCUUUUAAAAAUUUUUUAAAAACAAUAGGAAACAAUAGUUAA
Hepatospora eriocheir is the source of this 561-nucleotide messenger RNA. Lineage: Eukaryota; Fungi; Microsporidia; Hepatosporidae. The record is from the annotation of a GenBank genome assembly.